This is a messenger RNA of Guyanagaster necrorhizus, 1151 nucleotides long. RefSeq names its product phosphoribosyl pyrophosphokinase. Gene Ontology annotation, cellular component: ribose phosphate diphosphokinase complex; cytoplasm. Gene Ontology annotation, biological process: 5-phosphoribose 1-diphosphate biosynthetic process; purine nucleotide biosynthetic process; ribonucleoside monophosphate biosynthetic process. Gene Ontology annotation, molecular function: ribose phosphate diphosphokinase activity; magnesium ion binding; ATP binding. The transcript has 6 exons. The coding region runs from base 94 to 1056 and encodes 320 amino acids. The record is from RefSeq and is a predicted model, not a curated record. NCBI's taxonomy places the organism in Eukaryota, Fungi, Basidiomycota, Agaricomycetes, Agaricales, Physalacriaceae.
CUCUUGCUUGAUGUCAUUUAACCUCUAAGCAUUAUUCUCCAUUCUCUUCCCUCCUAUCACUUUCGCCUCUCCUUUUGCAUCUAGACGUUCGACAUGCUAAACGGAAGUGGAAUAAAAAUUUUCUCUGGGACUAGCCAUCCGGAACUGGCUGAGAUUAUCGCUCGUCGAAUAGGCCUCCCACUCUCAAAAGCCGAGGUCACACGGAGUGGGAUUGGAGAAACCAAUGUUCGCAUCGCUGAAUCUGUGCGGGAGAACGACGUCUACAUUAUCAAUACCGGAUGUGGUGCGGUCAAUACAGCGCUCAUGGAGCUGUGCAUAAUGAUCCAUGCUUGCAAGAUUGCGAGCGCAAAGAGAAUUACGGCCGUGCUCCCCCUGUUUCCCUAUGCACGACAGGACAAAAAGGAUAAGAGUCGGGCGCCUAUAACGGCCAAGCUGGUGGCGAAUAUGAUACAACGUGCAGGAUGCGAUCAUGUCAUUACCAUGGAUUUGCACGCCUCCCAGAUCCAAGGAUUCUUCGAUGUGCCAGUUGACAAGCUGUAUGCGGAACCUUCUGCAAUUCUGUACAUCCGGACACACUUUGAUCUGAAAGAUGUUGUUAUAGUUUCGCCGGAUGCAGGCGGUGCCAAGAGGGCGACAUCGAUAGCUGAUCGGCUAGGAGUUGACUUUGCAUUGUUUCACAAGGAGCGCAAGAAGGCCAAUGAGGUAUCCCGGAUGGUUCUUGUAGGCCAUGUGAAAGGCAAGGUCGCAAUUCUCGUCGAUGAUAUGGCCGAUACGUGUGGUACGCUGUGUCUCGCGGCCCAACAUCUCGCAGAGGCAGGAGUGAAGAAGGUAUAUGGUUUUGUAACACACGGCAUCCUGAGUGGGAACGCGCUAAAAUCCAUCGAAGAAAGCACGCUGGAGAAGCUGAUUGUGACGAAUACCCUGCCUCAAGAAGAGAACCAGCGAAAGUGCCCUAAAAUCGAGGUCAUUGACAUUGGAGUUGUGCUGGGGGAGGUCAUCCGACGGAGCCACUACGGAGAGAGCGUGUCCAAACUAUUUCACGAAGUUCCGUACUAAACUGUAGUCUAGAACAUGUUAUUUUGGACAUUUUUUCGGCAAUUUAUUUUAUGAAAUAGAUAAAUUUGCAAUUGCGGCGGUACGGCCGAUUUGGG